AUGGGUAUCAAAAACCUCUUCCCGAUCAUCAACGACAAUUGCCCCGGCGCAGUCAAGACGGGCGAGAUCAAGAACCAGUUCGGCCGCAAAGUCGCCAUCGAUGCGUCCAUGAGCAUCUACAGCUUCCUGAUCGCCGUGCGCUCCGACGGCCAGCAGCUCAUGAACGAGACGGGCGAGACCACCUCUCACAUCAUGGGCAUGUUCUACCGCACGCUGCGCAUGGUCGACAACGGCAUCAAGCCGCUCUACGUCUUCGACGGCGCCCCGCCCAAGCUCAAGUCGGGCGAGCUCGCCAAGCGCUUCCAGCGCAAGUCCGAGGCCCAAGAAGCCCACGAGGAGGCCAAGGAGACCGGCACCGCUGAGGAAGUCGAAAAGUUCUCGAGGCGCACCGUCCGCGUCACCCGCGAGCACAACGCCGAGUGCCAGCGCCUGCUGAAGCUCAUGGGCAUUCCAUACAUCAUUGCUCCCACUGAGGCUGAGGCUCAGUGCGCGGUGCUGGCGAGGGCAGGCAAGGUGUACGCCGCCGCGUCGGAGGAUAUGGAUACGCUCACCUUCAAUUCGCCCGUGUUGCUGCGUCACCUCACCUUCAGCGAGCAGCGCAAGGAGCCCAUCCAGGAGAUACAUUUGGACAAGGUGCUGGAGGGACUAGAGAUGGAUAGGGAGCAGUUCAUCGAUCUUUGCAUUCUCCUCGGAUGCGACUACCUCGACCCCAUCAAGGGCGUUGGCCCAAGCACCGCCCUGAAGCUUAUUCGCGACCACAAAAACCUCGAGGGUGUCGUCAAGUUCUUCGAGAGCAGCAGCAAGUACACCUUGCCUGAGGAUUGGCCCUACAAGGACGCUCGUCUCCUCUUCCUCGAGCCUGACGUCCGUUCAGCGGACGACCCCGAGUGCGAGUUCAAGUGGGAGGCGCCAGAUAUCGAUGGUCUGAUCAAGUUCCUGGUCGAGGAGAAGGGUUUCAACGAGGAUCGCGUGCGCAGCGGUGCGGCACGCCUGCAGAAGAACCUCAAGUCGGCGCAACAGAGUCGUCUGGAGGGCUUCUUCAAGCCGGUGCCCAAAACGGCCGAGGAGCAGGCCAGCCUCAAGAGGAAGAAGGAAAAGGAGCUAGAGGAGAAGAAGAAGAAGCAGAAGCUGGCCGCCAAGGAGAAGAAGGAGGCCAAGGCUAAGCCGAGGGGUACUGCAUGA
Molecule: messenger RNA, 1182 nt
Organism: Lasiodiplodia theobromae
Lineage: Eukaryota; Fungi; Ascomycota; Dothideomycetes; Botryosphaeriales; Botryosphaeriaceae
Product: DNA repair protein
Exons: 2
Coding region: 1-1182 (393 amino acids)
Cellular component (GO): nucleus; cytoplasm
Molecular function (GO): DNA binding; 5'-flap endonuclease activity; 5'-3' exonuclease activity
Source: RefSeq, a predicted model, not a curated record